Loxodonta africana (African savanna elephant) is the source of this 7319-nucleotide messenger RNA. It is a transcript of the gene EREG, whose product is annotated as epiregulin. Gene Ontology annotation, biological process: positive regulation of cell population proliferation; positive regulation of mitotic nuclear division; epidermal growth factor receptor signaling pathway. The transcript has 6 exons. The coding region runs from base 1 to 798 and encodes 265 amino acids. Lineage: Eukaryota; Metazoa; Chordata; Mammalia; Proboscidea; Elephantidae. The record is from RefSeq and is a predicted model, not a curated record. Gene Ontology annotation, molecular function: growth factor activity; epidermal growth factor receptor binding.
AUGGAGUACCACCCAAAGUACUACACAGAGACAAAGAACAAGGAUGAAUCUGAGAAGCAUCUCACGACAUGGAUGAAUCUGGAGGGCAUUAUGCUGAGCGCACACCCGGCAGCUAAGCUCACUUGCCGGACUGGCGGGGCGUCAGAAACACACAGCCAACGCGUGGCCCCUCCAGGCUCUCCGCCGCGCUCCAGGCACAGCCGCGCAGAGUCCCGCCCAGCUCCGUGCGCUCCCCGCAGGCGUCCGCGCCCGCCGCCCAGCCCGAGCGCCCCCAGCUGGUUGUCGACGCUCGCAGCCGCGACGAGGAUGGAGAUGCGCGGUGCAGGUCGUGUCCCGGCGCUGCUGCUCUGCCUCGGUUUCCAUCUUCUCCAAGCAGUUCUAAGCACAACUGUGAUCCCAUCAUGCAUCCCAGGAGAGUCUGACGAUAACUGCACAGCUUUAGUUCAGACAGAAGACAAUCCCCGGGUUGCUCAGGUAUCAAUAACAAAGUGUGGCUCCGACAUGAAUGGCUACUGUUUGCAUGGACACUGCAUCUUCCUGGUGAACAUGAAUGAGCAUUACUGCAGGUGUGAUGUGGGAUACACUGGUGUCCGAUGCGAACACUUCUUUUUAACCGUCCACCAACCCUUGAGCAAAGAAUAUGUGGCUUUGACUGUGAUUCUUACUAUUUUUUUUCUUGUCACGGUUGCAGGUUCCCUAUACUACUUCUGCAGAUGGUACAGAAAUAGAAAAAGUAAAGAACCAAAGAAAGAAUAUGAAAGGGUGACCUCUGGGGAUCCAACAUUGCCACAAGUCUGAAUGGUGCCAUCAAGCUUAUGGGCAGGGAUGCAUAGCAUGCCUGGUUCGUUUUAAUAUUCCUAUUUUAUUAAUAAUAUUUAUGUUGGGUCAUGUGUCAGGACAACACUGAUGUAUUUUUAAUAUACAUGGAAAUAUUUUUUUUAUUUUUCUUUUAUUUUUGACAGACUGUUAAUGUAUAACGCACACAAAAUAUUUAAUGUAGAAAGAAAAUUUAUAUUUUUGUAAGAAAUAAUUUCUUGGGCUAAAUACUUCAUUGAAGGCUUCAAAGAUUAUAUGCCUGCUUCACAGUGAUUCUUGCUCAGGAGUGAACGAUGCCCAAGUCAUUGCUCAGGAAUGUCAACAAAUGACAGAUUUCUGUACACCUAAAUAUAUAGCAAAAUCAAUUUAAUGUUUUUCCUACUCUUCGAAGCAAUGAUAAUUGAUUUGACUAUAUCAUGAUCGUGUAUUAGAAAAGUAAUGCAGUGGGAACUGGGGAGAAGCAAACACAGGUUACGUGCUGAGCAUUACACAUUUGAAACAAACCAAGCUAAGGAAUCAUGAAGAUAGCACAGAGCUAGGCAAUGUUUUGUUCUGUUAUACAUAAGGUUGCCAUCAGUUAAAGCCAACUUGAUGACAACUGACAACAGCGACAAGCUCCCUCCACUUCCAUCCUCAGCAAUAACUUAAAGCUUAUCUGCCUAGAGGGCAAGUGUGCAGUUCCCCAGCCAACUCAUAAAUCCUGUGGAUACUAGUCACCUAUGUAGCAGAUUCUAUUUAAGUAAAAUGAAUUGGAAAACUUAAUUUUAUAUUAUCUUCUAUGUAAAGAAACAAAACUAUUGCCGUCAAGUUGGUUCCAACUCAUGGUGACCUUGUGGGAUGGAGUAGAACUGCCCCACAGGAUUUUCAAGGAGUGGCUGGUGGAUUUAAACUGCCGACUAUUGGUUAGCAGCCAAACACUUAACCACUGUGCCACCAGAGCCCUUUAUGUAAAUAGUGGAUACUUUACAGCUUCACAAUGUUCUUGUUUUUUGUGUAGUACAUUUUGAAUUGAGAUGGCUGUCGCUCAUGAGAUAAUUAGAGAAAAUCCGUAAUUGAAACCACAUUUGGUACUUCUUUUUAGAGAACUUGUUUUCAUGGGAACUUUGCUGGAGAAUUCUAAGUCAUAGUCCGAAAUUUGAUGGACUGAUCAUAAUCAUUAUUUUUAAGUAUACUUAGGAUAAUAGUUCUAUAAUAUCUAGGGAUAGAAACCCAGUGCUUUCAUUUUCUAUACAGGAGUUUUAACUUAAAACCAACUCAGUAAAUUACUUUUUCUAGAAUUGAAAAUUCUAUAUUUAUGUCCUCAUGCAGGGAGUAAGAAAAAUAGGAAAAAAAAAAAGUCAUAGUGAAUUUUUUCCAAAUGAGCAAACUCAUUUGAAAACUUUUAUAAUGUAGAGACUUAACUAUACCUUUCUAUGAUAGCUGAGAUGAAACCAGGGCCCUUUUUUCCAUUGCUUAUAUUUUGGAAGAGAUUAAGGUUUCUUCUUUGCUCUGAGCCCAUAGGUCUCUGUGAAUUAAUAAGAGCACUUUGGGCAACUGCAAAAUGAGUCACGGCUGCCACCUCUCCUAAUUUCAUGCUAGGCUGCCUCAUUGAAUGCUAAAUUUUUGAGGAGAGUCUCUCUGGAUCACAUACCAGGUCAGGGAGGGCCUGUACUUCCUCCACCUUUUUUUCUGGCACGUGCUAGGGCAACAAAGAGAUAAUGAGUGAUGGCUGACUUCUGGAGUGCCAGGUGCCCAGACAUGCUUCCGUUUGUAUCCACGCUUGAUAUUCCCCGUGUGUUCACAUGACUCUCAUCCAAAGUACUGGGCCUGGCCCCUUACUAAUAGGGAAAGAAACUAUGUAUAUAUAUGUGUGUCUACACACACACACACACACACGUAUGUAUACACACACACACACACUCUACACAUACGUAUACCUCGAGCUCAGUGAAUCAUAGAACUACAAUCAUUUGUUACUCUAUAAACCUAUAUAUAAAAUAAAACUUAUAAACAAGAUCAAAUAAAGAUAAUACUAUAAAAAUCAAUGGGAUCUAAAAGGAUAUUUCUGUAUCCCAUGUAAUAAUAUAACUGAGGUCAAAUGUGUUGUGUAAGAACGUGUUUUAAAAGCUGCACAUGCUUACUGAACACCUAUUGUAUGUAAAGGAAGUCUUUCUAUUUUCAGUGAUCUUGACUGUUUCAAAGAAAAUGUAUUCACUGAGAGCUCUAUUGUAAUCUGUUUAUUUACAAAAUUGUUCAUCUGAAGCAUUUGAGUAUAUGUUACACAGUAAAUAAAGUAGUUUUGUCUGUUUUUGAUCUUAAGAAUCCUUAAACAACUACCCCCUGUAAGAGUUAACUCGUCAUUUAUAAAUGCAUGCUUAGUGCAUUCACAAUCAUAUUUAAUAUUUAUGCAGAUGCAUAUUUAAUAAUAAAAAGGUGUGACACAGAUUGCUUUUUAUGGGUAAAAAAAAAAAAUAAAAAUAGUUGUUUUAUUGAGGAUGAUGCUAAAGUAACAUAAAAAAUAAUUGCUACCAGCUCAUGUUUCCCACAGACAAGGGAAAGAUUUCUACUCACAUUUAAUCUUACAUUCCUUAUUGUACAGACUUCCCACUAUUUAUAUUUCUAGAAGGGGCUAGGUAUAUUUGAUAGGUUGAGAAUAAAAGCAAACUCAAGUGCAUAAUUUAUAAUUUCUCACCAAGACCACACAAAAACCCAGCCAACGCACUCUACAAUCAAGAACAUAAAGUUGUAUGAUUGAUACAAAAGGUUUAGCUUUAAAAUUCAGAUUCAUGUAAUAUAUUACACUUUUUUGAUAUAGAACUCAACUGUUCUCUUACCCAUUCUUUUGCUCUCGUCUCUCUGCCAAGAGUCAAAGCAAUGGGAGAAAUGAAUGUGGUGCUCUGGUAUGACUAUGUCCUAACACAGAGUUUUUAUUUUUUAGUCCUUGAGAAGAGAGCUAGCUAAAUUAAACUGUCACCAGGUAUCCAUUUUUCUGUAGCAAAUGUAUGAUGCUAGUGUCUAAUUCCUGUAGAAUUCACUAAUGCAGUUUUUAAGACUCAUCUGAUCCACUUUGUCAUUAUUGCCCCAAUGUCAUUCUGUAGGUUUUUGGGGAAAAAAUGUGUUUAAUUUGCUGCUCAUUUUUUUCUGAUAUUUUCUACUUUUAUUCAUAUGGGGGAACUGGGAGUUAUAACUUGUACAAACUAUGUUUCUGGAGUACAUUUUAAUGUUCUAGCUAAAGAAUAAUUUUGUCUAAAACAUCUGUUAUUCAAAUUGGAUGAUGUUAAAUGUAAGACAGUGUAUUUUUCUCUUGGCUUUUUUUUUUUUUCUUGCACUCUGUAAUUGCACUUUUUAAGUUUGAAGAGCCAUUUUGGUAUACAAUUUAUAUUAAAGAUGCUAUGGAACAUAAAGUCAUAUUGCAUGCAGUUUAAAGUAACUUAUUUGACUAUGAAUUUUAUGAGUACUGAAUUGUAUCAAUUUAUUUAUGUUCAAUAUCAGCUUUGAUAAUCGUGUACCUUAAGAUAUUGAAGGAGAAUAUACAUAAUUUUCAAACUAUUGUUAAUUUUUAUUUAUUUUUGUUGGGAACCGAAAAGACAUCAUAAUUGAAAAAUAAAAAUGCGGUAAGCAUCAUGCAUUAAAAAAUCUUUACUGAUAAGUACAGUUUCUUUCUUAAUUUUUUUUUUUUUCAUAAUACAUUCAAACAAUUAUAAGUGACAGGGUUGCUUUGUGUUUACAUAUAAACAUGUAAUGGUCUUAGUUUGGAAAAGCAUUAUAUAAAUGCAUCACACAUUAUUUUACGGCUUACCACAAUGAAUAGUUUUUUUUUUAAUAAAAGUCACAUUAUUUAUAACAUUCUAAAUGUUAGUGUUUUUUAAAAAGGUACAAAAGAACAAAUAUCCUACUGAAAAAUUGCUUUAGAAAGGACACAUCAGCCAGAAGCAUGUGUCUUGAUUCCUUCGGGACCUGCCAACCAACAGGCUUGGCUUCCCAGGCCUCCCAUUUGUAGCAGAAAGCUUUAGCCCCUCUGAACCUCUAUUACAGUAAUACCUUCCUUUGUACAUUGCUUCUACAACCUAUGCAGAAUUUUAUCCAUUUAUUAACUCCUUAGACCCUUUCAUUCCCUACGGAAAGGGCAGGUAGGCCUGCCUGUGAUCAUUUUACCGGGAGGCUAAGUUAUUUGCCCAGUAUCACACUGGUAGUAAAAGAUGGAGCUGGCAUGAAAAACUAGGUCUUCUGAUGCUCGAUUCCACUGCAGUGCUGCCCAUGUCAAAAACAUCUAGAACCAUUGUGAGGAGUUAGUCUGAGGUAGAGUUUUCUUGGAAGAAAUAGAAAUUCUUAUAUAGAUAAUAGAUACAUAACUCAUUGUCAUGGAGUUGAUUCCAACUUACAGUGAUCCUAUAGGACAGAGUAGCACUGCCUCAUAGGGUUUCCUAGACUAUAAUCUUUAUGGGAGUAGAUUGUCAGGUCUUCUCCAGAGUGUGGCUGGUGGGUUUGAAUCACCCACCUCUCAGUUAGCAGCUAAGUGCUUAACCACUGCACCACCAGGGCUCCUUAGAUAGAUACACAGGCAUUUAGAUAUUUUGAUAUCUCACAGAACCAUCAGACUGGCUCAGUUCGAAGUCUGAAAAUUCAGAGAGUUAAGCAAAAGAACUCCUAGAAACACUUUCUUCACUUGGCUUCCAGGAUACCACAGAUUACCACACUCACCUGGUUUUCCACCUAUUUCUCAGUCUCUUUUGCUAGUUCUUCCUCAGUAUCUCCCCAGCCCCCAUCACUAACUUUUAAAUGCUGAAUGCCCUAGAGUUCAGUCUCAGAACAUUUCUCUCUACAUUAAAAAAAAAAUCCAUUGCCAUGGAAUCAAUAGCGACCCUAUAGGAUAGAGUAGGACUGCUCCAUAGGGUUUCCAAGGAGCACCUGGUGAAUUCGAACUGCUGACCUUUUGGUUGGCAGCCAAACUCUUAUUUCAUACAAUUUCAUGUAUUUAAUUGCCAUCAAUACAUUGAUUACACCCAGUUUAGGUAUUUUCCCUGAGCUCCAAGCAUGUCUAUCCAAUGACUUUUCUAACAUCUCCACUUGGAUACAUAGUAGACAUCCAAAGGUAGCCAUGUUUGGUUUCUGAUUUUCCCCUAAAAAACGUUCCUCGUGCAAUGGUCCCCAUCUCAACUAAAUUUAACUCUAUCCUUCUAGCAUCUCAGGUCAAAAAUCUGGUGUCAUCCCCUUGGAGAUACUGAACAAUUCAAGUGAUUCCAGGGAGGAUUUACCCUGAAUGUUUUACCACAAUGGCAGAAUUGGUCACUUUAAAGAAAUUACGCCAAGAAGAAAAAUUCCAGGGAACUAGAGUUAGAUAGAAUACCACAAUUUUCAAAAGAAAAUUAUAGGCGUUAAGUUAGACUUUGAUCAAAUGUUCACAAAACAUUAUCAACAUAAGUGCUGUUCGCUAGGCUCCAACAUGGAUUCAUUAACAAGGAGACAUAAAAUAUUGGUCUCUUUUAAAUAUCCUGGCCGUUACCAGCUACUCAACAUGCAAAACCAAAAAUAGAUACUCCACUCCCUUUUUCUGAAAUUUGGAAACAUAUUUGGAAAAUGUCUUCCACAAGUUUCACGAGUCUGUAGUGCAACGUACCUACAUUUUAAUAAAACAAGCGUAAAUUAGGCUAUAUUUAAUACUGGUAUUGUGAAUGGAUCCAUUACAUAUUAAAUAAAUGGAGGCUGUAUGACUGGGUGAUCCAGAAACUGUAGCACCUUUGGGUAAAAAGUUGGACCUACUUAUUGGGCAGACAAGGGUUUUGCUUAAAAAAUAUUAUUAGUGGAAUGUUAACCUUUCUGGUCAGUCUAUUGGAAAGGAUACAUUGAUUUAUUAUUGCUAUUUUCUCAGUAUUAUCCCUGUUUUAGUUAUCUUGUGCUGCUAUAACAGAAAUACCACAAGUGGAUGGCUUUAACAAAAAGAAACAUUUCUUCACGGUAAAGUAGGCUAAAAGUCCAAAUUCAGGGUGUCAGCUCCAGAGGACAGCUUUCUCUCUGUCAGCUCUGGAGGAAGAUGCCUUGUCAUUACUCUUCCCCUGGUUAAGGAGCUUCUCAGUCGCAAGGACUCCGGGUCCAAAGGACGCGCUGUGCUUCUGGUGCUGCUUUCUUGGUGGUAUGAGGUCCCCAUCUCUCUGCUUGAUUCUCUUUCCUUUUUAUCUUUUGAGAGAUAAAAGGUAGUGCAGGCCACACCCCACGGAAACACCCUUUACAUUGGAUCAGGGAUGUGACCUGGGUAAGCGUGGUAUUACAAUCCCACCCUAACCCUCUUUAACAGAAAAUUACAAUCACAGAAUGGAGGACAAACACACAAUACUGGGAAUCAUGGUCUAACCAAGUUGACACAUAUUUUUGGGGGACACGAUUCAAUCCAUGACAGUCCCUUUUGGUAGUACAUGGCAGAGUUGGUACCAAAGAAAUAUAUGUCAUGGUUUUUGCCCUGAAGUUGCUUUUGAGAGCUUAUCACAUUCAGAAAAAAAAAUAUGUAAGUAGCAAAACUUUAUUAAUCA